Messenger RNA from Arctia plantaginis, 378 nucleotides. The record is from the annotation of a GenBank genome assembly. Lineage: Eukaryota; Metazoa; Arthropoda; Insecta; Lepidoptera; Erebidae.
AUGAGUGAUAGUACUCAAGAUAAAAAAAAGAAAUUAUCUGGUUACCAGAAUUUAAUGAGGAAAAGAAAACAAGAAGAAGAACGUGAUAAAAAUACAACUAAAAUAAGUAAAUAUUUUACGGCUUUACCAUCCACUUCCAAAGAAUCAUUAGAGACAGAAACCAGUAAUUUUAUCGAUGAAGAUGAUGUUAUGAAAUCUGAUUCAAAAAACGCUUCAGAUGAUGCCGCUGAAGUUACGUCCGUGCCUCUGCCUGAUACACCAUUGUCACCGCCAAAACAAUUAUCGUCACCAAUACCAAUUUUUUCCAAAGAUGACCCUGGACUCUGGCCAAAAGUUUUCAAUGCUACUAGGUUGAAAAGCAGCGCUGGUACGAUGUAA